This is a messenger RNA of Symphalangus syndactylus (siamang), 2939 nucleotides long. RefSeq names its product dynein axonemal intermediate chain 1 (gene DNAI1). Lineage: Eukaryota; Metazoa; Chordata; Mammalia; Primates; Hylobatidae. The record is from RefSeq and is a predicted model, not a curated record. Gene Ontology annotation, cellular component: outer dynein arm. Gene Ontology annotation, molecular function: dynein light chain binding; dynein heavy chain binding. Gene Ontology annotation, biological process: cilium movement; outer dynein arm assembly.
AGUUGGAUUCUAUCCUGCAAGGGCACGGGGACCCACAACAACGGCUGUCCCUAAAGAACCGUUGCGACUGGUAAUUGAAGUGGAAGAGAGUCCAGAUUUCUUGUGUGUGGUCAAGGAGACGGACAAACUUUUUGUCUUCAGACGAGGGAGCGUUUUGUAGGCUCUCCAGGGGUUGAGAUGCUUCCUGCUUCUGCGAAGGCUCCCCAUAAACAGCCUCGUAAGCAGAGCAUCAGCAUAGGCAGAGGAACCAGGAAGAGAGAUGAAGAUUCAGGGACUGAAGUGGGAGAAGGCACAGAUGAAUGGGCCCAAUCCAAAGCCACAGUUAGACCUCCUGACCAGCUGGAGUUGACCGAUGCGGAAUUAAAGGAGGAGUUCACUCGGAUUUUGACAGCCAACAACCCACACGCACCCCAGAACAUUGUCAGGUACAGCUUCAAAGAAGGCACAUAUAAGCCUAUUGGCUUUGUGAACCAACUGGCAGUUCACUACACCCAGGUUGGGAACCUGAUCCCCAAAGACUCAGAUGAAGGACGGCGGCAGCAUUACCGCGAUGAAUUAGUGGCAGUAUCCUACCAAGGUUCUCAGGAGUCUGCCAAGGUGAUUUCAGAAACAGAAAACCUCGAAGAAGAUGAAGAGCCCAAGGAGUUAGAAACUGAGCCUGGGAGUCAAACAGAUGUGCCUGCAGCUGGGGCAGCUGAAAAAGUGACUGAAGAAGAAUUGAUGACUCCUAAGCAGCCCCAGGAGCGAAAGCUCACUAACCAGUUCAACUUCAGUGAGAGGGCCUCACAGACCUUCAACAACCCUCUCCGGGAUCGAGAAUGCCAGAUGGAGCCUCCUCCCAGGAGAAACUUUUCAGCCACAGCCAAUCAGUGGAAGAUCUAUGAUGCCUACGUAGAGGAACUUGAGAAGCGGGAAAAGACCAAAGAGAAGGAGAAGGCAAAGACCCCAGUGGCUAAAAAGUCAGGGAAGAUGGCCAUGAGGAAGCUGACAUCUAUGGAGUCUCAGACUGAUGAUAUCAUCAAACUGUCCCACGCUGCUAAAAUCAUGGAGCGGAUGGUCAACCAGAAUACAUACGAUGACAUUGCUCAAGAUUUUAAGUACUAUGAGGAUCCUGCUGAUGAAUACCGGGAUCAGGUGGGUACCCUGCUGCCGCUCUGGAAGUUCCAAAAUGACAAAGCCAAGCGCCUGUCCAUCACCGCCCUCUGCUGGAAUCCAAAGUACAGGGAUCUGUUUGCAGUGGGACAUGGCUCUUAUGACUUCAUGAAGCAGAGCCGGGGCAUGCUGCUGCUCUACAGCUUGAAGAACCCCAGCUUCCCCGAGUACAUGUUCAGCAGCGACAGUGGCAUCAUGUGUCUUGACAUCCACGUGGACCACCCCUACCUGGUGGCAGUGGGCCACUAUGACGGCAACGUGGCCAUUUACAACCUCAAGAAGCCCCACUCCCAGCCCUCCUUCCGCAGCUCAGCCAAGUCUGGCAAGCACUCGGACCCUGUGUGGCAGGUCAAGUGGCAGAAGGAUGACAUGGACCAAAACCUUAACUUCUUCUCUGUAUCAUCUGACGGCAGGAUUGUGUCUUGGACUCUCGUGAAGAGUGAGCUGGUUCACGUAGAUGUCAUCAAGCUGAAGGUGGAAGGCAGCACCACGGAAGUUCCUGAGGGGCUGCAGCUGCACCCAGUGGGUUGUGGCACUGCCUUUGACUUCCACAAAGAGAUUGACUACAUGUUCCUAGUGGGCACAGAGGAGGGAAAAAUCUACAAGUGCUCUAAAUCCUACUCCAGCCAAUUCCUCGACACCUAUGACGCCCACAACAUGGCAGUGGACACUGUGUCCUGGAACCCAUACCACACCAAGGUCUUCAUGUCCUGCAGCUCCGACUGGACAGUGAAGAUCUGGGACCACACCAUCAAGACCCCGAUGUUCAUCUAUGACCUGAACUCAGCUGUGGGUGAUGUGGCCUGGGCGCCAUACUCUUCUACUGUGUUCGCAGCAGUCACCACAGAUGGGAAGGCCCACGUAUUUGACUUAGCCGUCAACAAGUAUGAGGCCAUCUGCAACCAGCCUGUGGCGGCCAAAAAGAAGAACAAGCUCACCCACGUGCAGUUCAAUCCCAUCCACCCCAUCAUCAUUGUGGGCGAUGACCGUGGGCACAUCAUCUGCCUCAAGCUCUCACCCAAUUUGCGCAAGAUGCCAAAGUGAAGAACAAUUCAGUGACACAUCCAGCUGCUGCUUCUGGAGAUCAUAGCACAGAUCAGGACCACUGUUCUUCAGAUAUAGGUUCUCCAGGUAAUGUCCCUUCCAGUGAGGUCUCCAUGAGGUAUGAAAUGUGGCUUCUAAUAAUCCCACUACCUUUUAACUGCCUUUGAGCUAUUUUUAAACUACUCCCCCUAUGAAAAAGUCCUGAUACGUAGAGAUAGAAGAAAUAGAGAAUAAAACUGGGUGAAAAGGAAGCACUGUGCAUUGGUCACUAAUCCAGAAUAUCAUCUACUGUAGAUGUUUUUGGCCAUGUGUAAUAAUGAAAUGAUAGAACUAGCAAAUCUCAUGGCAUCUGUUUGUUGACUUGCUCCUUUGGCUGUGGAGUUCCUUGGUCGGCCAAUCUGGCUGCCUUAAUUUUUGCCCACAAGGUAGAGAUCCCUUAUCCAGUGUUUUGAGAGGGUCAUUAUGGAGGAUUUCUCUGUGCGGCACUGUACUGAUUAGCACUACACCUUCUGGUGGUGUUUUACAGAUUAUCCUGGGAUUGAAAAAUCACAGAGCCCUACACUUAGGAGGAUUGGAUAAGGGCUUUUCCCUCAACAGAUUAUGCAAUUAUUUUGAAACCAUAAUCAGCUGCCUAUCAAUUUCAUUUGGAGAAAUUCCAUUUGCUAAUAACAUGUUUGAUUGGUUCUAAGGUGCACUUUUUUUCCCCAGUUUAAACAAAUAUGUAAUCAGAAUGUGUCUUUCAA